This is a messenger RNA of Bufo bufo (common toad), 1191 nucleotides long. Its product is annotated as olfactory receptor 1-like. Lineage: Eukaryota; Metazoa; Chordata; Amphibia; Anura; Bufonidae. Gene Ontology annotation, molecular function: G protein-coupled receptor activity; olfactory receptor activity. Gene Ontology annotation, cellular component: membrane. Gene Ontology annotation, biological process: G protein-coupled receptor signaling pathway. Bases 1 to 1191 code for a protein of 396 amino acids. The transcript has 3 exons. The record is from RefSeq and is a predicted model, not a curated record.
AUGCGCCAUCUUGGAGUCCCCAGCGGAGAGGAUCGCAGUGGCGGCAUAGGCGGCAGCAGCAGCAGCAUCCUGUCAGUUCCCUUUAAGUGCACCGGAGGCCAGGACCUCCGCGACUGUCUGUCUCUGCGGUGUGGCAUCCACUUCAGCACCCCCCAGCAAGCUCUGCACCUGCCCCUGGAGCCACUCAGGACCCCUGUACUCCGCUGGAGGAUCACUUCCUCUUCAGCCAUGGAGAAGAAAACAUUAUACCCGAUGGAUAAUAACUGGACAUCUAUCAAACAUUUCCAAAUUGUAGCAUUUUCAAACAAUACAGAUAAGAGUCAUAUUUUUUUCCUGAUAUUUUUCAGUAUUUAUAUGUCAGGUUUACUGGGUAAUUUAAUCAUAAUUUCAACAGUGAUCAUUGAUGUCCACCUACAUACCCCCAUGUAUAUGUUCCUCUGCAACCUGUCUGUUGUGGAUAUCAUCUUUACAUCUUCUACUCUUCCAAAGCUGAUGGACAUUUUACUCACAAGAAACUUCUCAAUAUCCUUCACACAAUGCUUCGCCCAAUUGUAUUUCUUCAUGUUUGCAGCCGGCACGGAGGACAUCUUGUUGUCUUUGAUGGCCUAUGACCGAUAUGUGGCUGUCUGUAAGCCCUUACAUUACCACCUCAUCAUGAAUAAGAAGAAGUAUAUCCUCCUCUUAUUGGGGACCUGGAUUUGUGGGUCUGCAAAUUCUGUAUUCAUGACUGUUUCAAUCUACCACUUGGACCUGUGUAGAUCUGAUAAAAUCCAGAAUUUCUUCUGUGAUAUUAAAGCUUUGGAGAAGAUCUCUUGUAAUAACACUAGCUUGCACAUCAUCCUCUAUGUAGAAACGAUGCUACUUGCACUCUGUCCAUUUCUCCUAAGCAUAACAUCCUACAUUAAGAUCAUCAGAAGUAUUUUAGUGAUCAAGUCCACUAACAGUAGAAAAAAGACCUUCUCCACCUGCACGUCCCACCUUACAGUCCUCAUUAUUUUCUAUGGCACUGGACUAUGUAUGUAUAUGAAUCCCCCAUCAGACCAUUUGGAGGUGCAGGAUGUGGUCUACUCAGUUUUAUACACAGCUGUCACCCCCAUGUUAAAUCCUAUUAUAUAUAGUUUAAGAAAUAAAGAGGUCAAGGGGGCAAUGAGCAAGAUUAUUAGUAAUAAAAAAAGGACCAUCUUUCACUGA